Molecule: messenger RNA, 1651 nt
Organism: Tarenaya hassleriana
Lineage: Eukaryota; Viridiplantae; Streptophyta; Magnoliopsida; Brassicales; Cleomaceae
Product: phosphatidylinositol:ceramide inositolphosphotransferase 1-like
Exons: 12
Coding region: 501-1427 (308 amino acids)
Biological process (GO): ceramide biosynthetic process
Cellular component (GO): Golgi membrane; trans-Golgi network; endoplasmic reticulum membrane
Molecular function (GO): inositol phosphoceramide synthase activity; sphingomyelin synthase activity; ceramide cholinephosphotransferase activity
Source: RefSeq, a predicted model, not a curated record
UUUCUCCGUGUUGAUCUCGCGUUUUGUCGCAGACCGAAACGAAAGUUCAAAGCUUUGCAGACGCAGAUUUUUCUAUAAAGAAGAUUUAGGGUGUAAACGCGAAACUUUUUUCCUAGGGCUUUGUUUUCAUCGUUCUCGGAUUCUUCAAAAGAAAUCGGUUUCUACUUUCAAAUCUUCUGUUCUAGAUUCUUGUUUCGUCUUCCCUCUUGCGUUUUUUUUUGUGUCUAUCGUUCUCGUUUGUUCUUCUGAGAUCUUUGAUCGAGCGUUUGGAUCGUUGACUCGGCGGCGGCUCCCGAUUUGGGUUCGGCGGAUUUCCACCUUUUUCGGGUGAAAAUUAUCUGGGUUAGGAUUUUUUUUGAGUGUUCGUGGGAUUAGGAUUCUGAAAGGGAAGAUUUUGUUGGGCAUUUGGUUAUGAUGUUGACUCAAACUGUUGGGGUCUGAAGUACUAUGGAACUGGUUCUUACACGACAAGAAGAACAUCAACAAAGGAGAAGGAGAAGAUGACGCUUUACAUUGGUCGGGAAGCUUCCAAGUUAUGGAAGAGAAUUUGUUCAGAGAUAACUACGGAGGUCGGUCUUCUCGCUGAGAACUGGAGAUACCUUCUUGCCGGUCUCGUCUUUCAGUAUAUACAUGGGUUAGCUGCGAGGGGAGUUCAUUACCUUCAUCGCCCUGGACCGACCCUUCAGGAUCUCGGCUUUUUCCUUCUUCCCGAACUUGGUCAAGAUAAAGGCUACAUAAGUGAAUCCUUAUUCACCUGUGUAUUUGUAUCGUUUGUCCUGUGGACAUUCCAUCCGUUCAUCCUGAAAAGCAAAAAGAUAUACACGGUGUUAAUAUGGUGCCGGGUUUUAGCAUUCUUAGUUGCCUGUCAGAUUCUUCGUAUCAUAACGUUCUAUUCGACUCAGCUUCCUGGGCCUAACUAUCACUGUCGGGAGGGCUCUAAGCUUGCCAGGUUGCCACGGCCACAGAGUGCUCUUGAGGUGCUCCUAAUUAACUUUCCCCGAGGUGUAAUGUAUGGUUGCGGAGACCUGAUUUUCUCGUCCCACAUGAUUUUCACGCUGGUCUUUGUCCUCACUUACCAGAAAUACGGCUCUAAAAGGUUCAUAAAGAUGGUCGGAUGGCUCAUUGCCGUGGUGCAAAGCUUCCUGAUUAUCGCUUCCCGUAAACAUUACACUGUAGAUGUCGUAGUUGCAUGGUAUACCGUGAACUUGGUGGUGUUCUUCCUAGACAAGAAAUUACCAGAACUACCGGACCGGACGACAUUGCUGCUUCCUGUGAUGUCCAAAGACAGAACCAAAGAAGAGAACCACAAACUCUUGAACGGAAAUGGCACUGACCCUGCAGAUUGGAGGCCAAGAACUCAGGUGAACGGCAAGAAUUAUGAAGACAGCAAUGGAGUUCACACCGACAAUGGCAUGAACGGCGCUUGAACUCUUUUAGUGAUCGAUCGGUUCGUCUCUGAUUUCUGGAAAUUUGGAAUUUUGCUUUUGUGUGGGUAAAUUUUGUUUUUUUUUUCUGGUUAUUGUUCCAUGGAAGAACGAGAAAAUGCAAAAAUACAAAAAAAAAAAAUGGGAAGAGUGGGCUAUAUAUAUAUAUGCACAUUGUAUAUUUCCAAGUUUCUUGCCCCUUAAGUAAUCGCCUUUCCUCACACCAA